Messenger RNA from Ictalurus furcatus (blue catfish), 4392 nucleotides. RefSeq names its product methyl-CpG binding domain protein 1a (gene mbd1a). The coding region runs from base 1571 to 4318 and encodes 915 amino acids. The record is from RefSeq and is a predicted model, not a curated record. Gene Ontology annotation, molecular function: zinc ion binding; DNA binding. NCBI's taxonomy places the organism in Eukaryota, Metazoa, Chordata, Actinopteri, Siluriformes, Ictaluridae. The transcript is spliced from 17 exons.
UUUUUAUGACCUUAAUCCGAUUAAAGUCAUACUCGAAGUAAACACAAAUCGAAUUAAGACGUGUGGAGUAUUUCUAUUUUAGUCGCGUUAUCGACGUGCAUUACAGACAUGUACGCACCUUCAUCACACUAUUAACGUCGUGUGGAAGUUUUCACCGCAUUUUGCGACAGGACACGUACACAAACGGCGGCGCUCAACCGUUUGACGGCAAACAAGAGAGCACGGCUGCGUCCCAAACCGCGUACUUACCUACUAUAUAGUAGGAGAAAUACAUGUAUCUGAGCUACUAUAUAGUAGGUAAGUACGCGGUUUGGGACGCAGCCCACGGCUUCAAGCAGUCGUCUAUUUGCACGUACAGCACGACAAAUAAUUAACCGCACUUGAAGCUUUCAUAAAAUUAAAAAUAAAAACACCCAAAACUGUAUACGGUCCCAUAACGAAGACGAACUCUAUGUCUAUACGUGAAAUUCUGGGGGGAACGUCGGACGGCGUGGCGUGGGGGCGUAAUGACGUGUGCCGUUAAUCCAUCUAUGUUCUAUAACAUGUAAAACCUGAACAUGAAAGGAGUAUUCUAAAAGCGACUCAUGUAAACACCUUAAUCACAAUACUGUCUUAUUCAGAAUAAGAUCAAUAAUUACAUUACUGCCCUCCAUGUAAACGUAGUCAUUGUUAUGAAUUUAACGAGUGCAUGUCUAUGUUGUAUGCUGUACUGAUCUAACCGAUCUAGCGGGGUGUUUUCUUUGGCUUUUACAGGCUGGAGGUUGGGAAUGAAGUUCCAAAUGAGUCGGUUACAAAGCGAUCGUUACGAAUCGCUGACAACGGAGACUCCUUCCAAACACGCCGAGCGUAAUAAAUAAACGUCUUUAAAUGCCGUAUCAACGAUUAUUUUUCUUUGUUAAAUAACAGCACUUUUUUUUGUUUUGUUUUUUUCGAUCCGUUUAUUAUUAGAUUACGUCUUGCAAGUCCUCAGGUGUUACUAUCGAAACGAUAAAAUAUACGAUAAACCUAUCGUUUGAAUCAACUAGUCAGAAUUGCUGUUGUAGAAAAUUAAACCAACACCUUCUGACCAAUCAGAAUGAACAAUUCAACAGCCUCCUAUUUUUUGUUUGUAAGUUAUUAGGUGUCUGCUACAUUGUUAUACGAUUGCAUAUUAAGUGUGUAUAAUGUUUCUAGUUGCAAACUAAGCCAGCAGUGAAGCGGUGCAAUCAUGCAUGAAGCGUUAAGAACCAAAGAUCAACGUUAACGUCAUCAACAAUCGAUCGAUCGAUGUUUUGGUGUGGUUUUUUUUUUUUUCUGUUCAACGUUGUGUUGCAUGAAAGUAGUCGUCGGACUUCCCCCGGUAGCUCGCACAUGCUCAGUAGCGUGCGCAAAGUAUCGCUAAUCGAAGGAGAGACUCUGAACGGUCGGCAACGGCGGCGCGAGCUCGACGUGUUGUUUGCAAUUCAAAAUGCAGCCUGCAUCUACGUAUGUUGCGGUCUGAAGCCGUCACACGGUAAAACGAUGUGACUCCGUCUGGCAUUCAGUCUUCCUGCUAUGAGCCGAGAUCCGUCGGCGUGAGAGCGUGAGAUUAAUGGAAGGUGUGACGGAAGAGUUGAGGGAACAGUCGGAGAAAGGGCAGGAUGAGAUAGGACCCACUUUAGUAAACGAUACGCUCCCGGUCGGGAAGGACGAUCCGUCCGUCCCUACGGUCAUGGAUCCGGGCGAGGACGAGACGGAGCCGCCUCCCGAUUGGCUGGAGCCGUUGGAGGACUGUGACGACGAGGGUGAUGAAGGUGUGGAGAUUGACAGGAGCAGCAAGCGAAGAAGCAGAAGGGGCAAUAAUACCUCGAGGAGACGAGGGAGGCCGUCGGUGUCUUCGAACAGCGUCUGGGUGGAUUGUCCUGACCUGGGAAGUGGCUGGAAACGAAAAGUAAUCUUCUGGCGUGCGGGAAAAAGUGCUACGUACUACAUGAGUCCCAAAGGUAUCCGCUUUAGGAGUAAAGUCCAACUUGCCAAACAUCUCAAAGCUGACCUGGCUCUCUUUGACUAUAAAGAAGGAAAGUUUGUGGAUGCUAUUAUCCCAAGAAAGCGCCGAAAAGUCCGUGUGAAAGAAGAAACCAGACGCUCCAGUCUUUCUUCCUCCAGAGCCACUACUCCAGACCUGGACAAAGCUCGCACCUUGGAAAACCUAGCCACGCCUCCUCAGAACGGGCCUCUCAGUCCUCAGAGACCCCAACUCAUCCCUAUAACUCCGUCCACCUCUCCAACUCUAAAGACCUCCUACAGAAGCCCUCCAGAGCUUACUCGCGUCUCCCCCACCAUUCUCCAGCAGCCCAGCCCUUCGCCCUCGCUCAAACUGGAUGAUCUCUCAGUUCAAAACAACUCGGUAUCUCAGUCCUGGCUCCAGUCCUCUCUGGCCCCUGUCAGCCCCACCAAAACCCCUGAGAGUGACUUCCCCACGUACCCAAAUGGCCAGAGUGCCGCGAAAGACUCCCCGUACCUCCACCCACACCCUCAGACACAGCUGGCUCUGGACCCUGAAGGAGGAAUGCAGGAUCAUGGCCUCCCUCCUCUCGAAGGCUGUGCAAACUGUGGCUGUAAAUACACUGGGAUGGGUAGUGGGAAGCAUCUGCUGUGUCCCAAAUGCAGACCAAGGAGAAAUCAACAUCCUCAUAUUGUCUUCAGGAAGGUGGGACAAGAUAGGUGGAUUCUGGGAAACACCAAAAACGACAAUUCCCUUAAAAAGAAGAUACCUCAGUUAGGGAAGAGACGCCAUCCUUCUCGGUCUCUCAGAUUGAUGGCUCAACAGGAAAAAGAAAAGGAAGUGAUUAAGAAGGAAGUGCAGCAGGACAGUGACGACGACGACGACGGGCCCGAUGCUGGACCCGAUGAUGAUGAUGAUUACGGUCCAAGGAAACGCAAACGGCGAAUGUGCGGUCAGUGUAAAGCUUGCCUUCGUAACGAGAACUGCGGAAAAUGCGAUUUUUGCCUGGACAAGACCAGAUACGGUGGCCCGAACAAGCUGAGGCAGAAAUGUCGGUUUCGUCAGUGUCAGGUUCGGUCCCGCCUUCAGACAGGGUCACUUAAAUACGCCAGAUCUGUCGGCUUGGCGGACUCGGGACAAGGUGAGCCGAGCCCCCGGAAGCACGGCAGACGCUGGGGGAGGCGUAAAAUGAAGCGUCGCUCGAGAAGCAACACGUACUGUACGGACGAUGAAAACGAUGACGAGGGCAAACACGGAGGAGGCAGGCGUUCGGUCAGGAAAGGACGAAAGGGCAGGCCGAGGAAAUAUGUGCGGCGUCUUAAACGUGUGAAGGAUGAGGAAGAGGAUAAGGUGUCGGAUCCAGAGAUCGAGGACGGAGGACCAGGCGAUCUGGAGCAGGACCCAUUUGUGGUGUGUGAUGAUGGCAGCAGUGGUUUUUACGAGUCUGAAGAGUUCUUCUCAAACAACUACAUUCAGAAUGGUGCUGACCUUGACGUUCUCAGGAGCACUGGACAUCAGCCAGUGGAGGUGGAAUACACUGAGCUUCCUCAGGGCCCACAAUUGGUGUACACCUUACCAGGGCUUCCUGAUGGCUCUCAGCUGCUGAGCUCAGUCCUGCCUAACGGUGUUCCACUUCAGCUGAGUGCUGUGCCAGGCACACACGUGCCCCUGAUGCUGGAAGAUGUGCCGGGCAAAGCUGCCCCUCAGCAACACUCGGAGGUCCUGACCAGCAACGGCACGUCCCUGCAGCUCAGUGAUUUUCUGAGGAAUCAUGGAUUGGAGCUAGUCGAGGUGGAUACAACCAUCCCACAUAUCCUUCCAGCUCUUCCUAGCCAUGAACCAGAGCGCCAGGGUGAACCGGCGACUCUGGAUGCAUCGCCUGAGAUCUACAGCCUUCCGGACUCUACUGAGAGUUCCUCGGUCCGGGACUCGGGACUGCUGGAGCUGCUGACUUCUCUACGCCGCACCAUUCUCCCUGCUCACUGGGUGGGGGUGAUGGCUAAUGGGCCAAUCCUGCAGCUCUUCCAGUGUUCCAAGCUCUCGCCCAUGGCUGACACGGUGCUGCAGAUCGAGCCGGGCUUCCUCUACCAGAUCAGCGUGCAGAACCAGCCGCUGCUCCCGACGCACGCCUUGUACGAACGCCAUCCGGCCCGCCUUACGUCCGUCAGCCAAGUAGUGACCCUGCUGCUCGACCUGGAGGAGCUGAACGUGUGUCAGGGCUACCAGAGCUUUGAGGCGAACUCGCAGCGUGAGCCACUGCUCUGUGCGCGUGCCGCGUUGUGCCAGCUGCUCGUCCCGCAGGAUGAGGACUGCUGCGAUAAAUGCCAGGAGUGCAACCCUGUCAUAACGAGCUAGUGCACGAAGCUCGGUGAAAGUCUGUGAUCAAACAGGGGAGAUCUGAAAGUCGUUACACUUCACUGGUUUAUUGU